AUGGCUUUCAGGGAAGGACCCAGGGCCUGGAAGAAAAUCUUCUGGCAGCUGAUCCUACUUGCACUUGGCAUCUUAGGGCUGCUCCGGUUCGGGCUUCCUGUACUCAGGCAUCUGGAAGUCCUCAUCCCUAUGGGUGUCUGCCCUCUGGCCAGAAUGUCCCUGCUGAGAGACAACUUCACGGGUCCCCAGGAUCCUGGGGCCCGGCCUGAAGUCCUAACCUGUACUUCCUGGGGGGCUCCCAUUAUUUGGGAUGGCACCUUAGACCCAGACGUGGCCCAGCAAGAGGCUGUGCAGUGGAACCUCACCGUGGGUCUGACUGUCUUUGCUGUAGGCAGGUACCUGGAGAAGUACCUGGAGCGCUUCCUGGAGACGGCCGAGCAGCACUUCAUGGUGGGCCAGCGCGUGGUGUAUUACGUGUUCACCGAGCGUCCGGCCGCGGUGCCCCGCGUGCAGCUGGGCCCGGGCCGCCGGCUGCGCGUGGAGCGCGUGGCACGCGAGCGCCGCCGGCAGGACGUGUCCAUGGCGCGCAUGCGCGCGCUGCACGCGGCGCUGGGCGCCCGUCUGGGCCGCGAGGCGCGCUUCGUGCUCUGCAUGGACGUGGACCAGCACUUCAGCGGCGCCUUCGGGCCCGAGGCGCUGGCCGAGUCGGUGGCGCAGCUGCACGCCUGGCACUACCGCUGGCCCCGGCGGCUGCUGCCCUUCGAGCGCGACGCGCGCUCGGCCGCCGCGCUGGGCCCCGGGGAGGGCGACUUCUACUACCACGCGGCCGUGUUCGGGGGCAGCGUGGCGGCCUUGCGGCGGCUGACGGCGCAGUGCGCGCGGGGCCUGCGGCGGGACCGCGCGCGCGGCCUGGAGGCGCGCUGGCACGACGAGAGCCACCUCAACAAGUUCUUCUGGCUGCACAAGCCCGCCAAGCUGCUGUCGCCCGAGUUCUGCUGGAGCCCCGAGAUAGGCCGCCGGGCCGAGAUCCGCCGCCCGCGCCUGCUCUGGGCGCCCAAGGAGUAUGCUUUGCUGCGUAGCUAG
This is a messenger RNA of Budorcas taxicolor (takin), 1023 nucleotides long. RefSeq names its product alpha 1,3-galactosyltransferase 2 (gene A3GALT2). Bases 1 to 1023 code for a protein of 340 amino acids. Gene Ontology annotation, cellular component: Golgi apparatus; membrane; vesicle. NCBI's taxonomy places the organism in Eukaryota, Metazoa, Chordata, Mammalia, Artiodactyla, Bovidae. The record is from RefSeq and is a predicted model, not a curated record. Gene Ontology annotation, molecular function: hexosyltransferase activity. The transcript has 5 exons. Gene Ontology annotation, biological process: carbohydrate metabolic process.